Panicum hallii is the source of this 723-nucleotide messenger RNA. RefSeq lists its product as uncharacterized. The transcript has 8 exons. The record is from RefSeq and is a predicted model, not a curated record. Lineage: Eukaryota; Viridiplantae; Streptophyta; Magnoliopsida; Poales; Poaceae. Bases 1 to 723 code for a protein of 240 amino acids.
AUGUGCCUGCUCAACCUCAUCACCGGCGGGCGCAAGCAGCUCCCGCUCGUCGCCGACGUCGAGGGCCUCCAGAAGAAGAACGAGCUGAGGCUGACAUGUGGGCUCAACUAUUGUUUUUUCCUUUAUUUUGAUCCAAGAGGAAGGACAGACGUUGGAUGCGAUUUAGAGGGUAUAGAUAGAUGGACAGCAAGAACACAGCUAGUUGAGUCCCAGCACACGAGGUGCAUCACGUUCUCGGCCUUCUGCGCCUUCCCCCUCCUCUGCUUCUCCACCGCGACCGCCCUCUCCACGGACACGCUGCUCCGGCCGCCAUCCAGCGAAGGCUCGUGUGACCCUAUUGCUCCUAAGAUCUUCCACCGUGCACCAUCCUGCGACUCUCUCGAUGUGGACUAUGUAUCAGAGAACUGCGAUGUCCCAGUGACCAAAAAUCGAAUGGAUGAACAAGUAUCAUGUGAAUUCCACUCUGAAAGGAAGAGAGAUCCAGGCAAGUUCAAAAAUCAGCUAACAAAUCAGGGUACAACAAGGAUGGUUGGUUGCUUCCCUAAUCCGCCCUUCUUCAAGUCCCCAUCCGACGUGAGCAGUUGGGAUUCUUUUUUUCUCGAUGCCAUCCGUGUCCGAAGCCAGCUUGAGCCCCAACAGGGGGGAGCACCUACUGACUUGCAACUCCUCGACCGCCGCCAGUCGCUGCUCAGCCUCGUCGCGCCAGUCAUCAAGAACCUGUGA